AUUCUCAUCCAUCUAUCAUUGCCCUCUUUCAUUGUGACCUUAAAUAUCAUCACCAGACUUCUACGACUUGUAGAAGACAACGGACAACCCAUUGAUUCUUACAGUUGAUUUAGGGCGGAAUUUGAAGAAGACAUUCAAGUUUGGGUCACCAAAUCAAGUUAACUCGCGCAAGAUCAAACUUUAGAGUUUGAAGGUAAUAACCCACAUAGAAUCUUGAAGAAACAUUAUAAUCUUUAUCAAAAAAAAAGGAGAAGAACGAUCUUUUUCCAACUGAGACAUGGAUCAUUCUCGUUCAGCUUCUGGAAUUGGUGAAGAUGGUAUUGGCAUACAAGAUGAUCUGCGUUGUAAGCGUUCUGAUGGGAAACAAUGGCGAUGUACGGCCAUGUCUAUGCCAGAUAAGACAGUGUGUGAAAAACAUUACUAUCAAGCAAAGAAAAGGGCUGCAAAUUCUGCAAUGAGGGCCAGUUUAAAGAAAGCGAAAAGGAAAAGUCUUGGUGAAAGUGAUGUAUACAUGGAGAGUAAAAGUGAUGAUAUGGAUACAACUCUUGUCAAUGCAGAAGUUGAAGAAGUUGAUCAAUACCUUCCAACUUCAGAUAGGAGUUUGCUAGUAAGUAAUAAUCUUGAACUGCCUGAUGAUCUGGAAAGAGAUGGUGUCCACUAUGAAGAAAAUCACAAGGUGUACAAACUAAAGCACCCUUCUACAGAUCCUUCUAAGAAUAGAUCUGACCUGUCUCUUGAUGUUAGUACCUUGGACACCUCUGAUGGAAGCUCAAAUUCCAAUGAUGGAAGUGACGAUCUUGAUGGCAGUGGGGACCAAGCUUGCCAUCAGUGCCAACGGAAUGACAGGGUUAAAGUUUUCUGGUGCCUCAAAUGUGAUAAGAGAGGAUAUUGUGGUAGUUGUAUCUCAACCUGGUAUUCUGAUAUUCACCCGGAAGAAAUUGAAAGGAUAUGUCCUGCAUGUAGGGGAAUUUGUAAUUGUAAAGUCUGCAUGAGGCGAGAUAAUCUGAUAAAGGCAAGGAUAAGGGAGAUAUCAGUACAGGAUAAGCUGCAGUAUCUUCACUGCCUUUUGUCUUCAGUUCUUCCUGUUAUUAAGAACAUCCAUCAUCAACAGUGUUUUGAAGUGGAACUGGAAAGGAAGCUUCGAGGAAAUGAAAUAGAUCUACCCAGGAGAAAGCUUAAUGCAGAUGAGCAGAUGUGCUGUGACUGUUGUAGAAUGCCUAUCAUUGAUUAUCACCGGCAUUGUGCAAAUUGCUCUUACGACUUGUGCCUGAGAUGUUGCCAGGAUCUUAGGGAGGCUUCAGUAACUCAAAUUGCUGCAAGAUCUGAUUCUAAUAAGACCUUGUUGAGAGAAGUUACAUCUUCUAAGAGUAGGUUGAACUUAUCUUUUAGAUUUCCUAAUUGGAUAUCCAACAUCAAUGGCAGUAUUCCUUGUCCACCUAAGGAACACGGUGGCUGCGCUUGCUUAUCGUUGACACUAAAACGCAUCUUUAAGAUGAACUGGAUUGCGAAGUUGGUAAAGAAUGCUGAGGAAAUGGUUAGUGGCUGUAAGGUCAAUGGAAAUGGAAAUGAAUGUUUAGAUGAAACUGGUUCGGGCAGCAGGCUUUGCCAAUUUGCCUGCAGAGACUAUAGCAAUGAUAAUUUCUUAUACUGCCCUUCUUCCGAAGAUAUCAGAGUUUGUGGAAUUGGAGAUUUCAGGAAGCACUGGGCCCAAGGAAAACCUGUUAUCAUUCAGGAAGUUUGUGAUAGCUCAUCAGUUUCAAGUUGGAAUCCCAUGGUUAUCUGGGAAGGAACAGAGAAAAUAAAAGAUGAUCACCGAGUGGUUAAGGCUACAGAUUGUUUAGACUGGUCUGAGGUUAAAAUCGAGCUUGGUCAUUUUAUGAAGGGAUAUUCAGAAGGUCGAAUUCAUGAAGAUGGCUGGCCAGAAAUGUUGAAACUAAAAGAUUGGCCGUCCCCAAGUGCUUCUGAGGAUUUCCUGUUAUACCAUCAACCUGAAUUUGUUACUAAACUACCAUUGCUUGAAUAUAUUCAUUCCAAAUGGGGAUUAUUAAAUGUUGCAGCAAAACUGCCUCAUUAUUCCUUGCAGAAUGAUGUAGGCCCUAAGAUUUUGAUUUCAUAUGGGAUGUAUGAGGAGCUUGGUAAAGGUGAUUCAGUGGAUAAACUUCACUUUGUCAUGCGGGAUAUGGUAUACCUUUUGGUGCAUACAUGCAAGAUAGAGCUAAAUGGUUGGCCAAGGGCUGGUGAAGAUAGUUCAAAGUCUGAACCAGGAGCAUUUUGGGAUGUGUUCCGCAAACAGGAUAUUCCAAAAUUGAUUGAAUAUUGUAGAGUUCAUUCAGAGGAACUUGGGAGUCUUGAGCAUUUGACAAAUGAAAGUGAAGAACGCCUUUUACAUGAUGGGGUGGUAUACUUGAACAUGCAUCACAAAAGAACAUUGAAGGAAGAAUUUGGAGUUGAACCAUGGUCCUUUGAACAGCGAUUGGGGCAAGCAAUUUUCAUUCCUGCUGGAUGUCCUUUCCAAAUGAGGAAUACUCAGUCCACAGUUCAACUGGCACUUGACUUUUUGUCCCCUGAAAGCCUGGGUGAGGCUGUAAAGUUGGCAGAAGAAAUACGCACCUUUCCAAAUGAUCACAAUGCAAAACUUCAAAUGUUGGAGGUCGGUAAGAUAUCAAUAUAUGCUGCGAGUUCAGCAAUCAAAGAAGUCCGGAAGCUGGUUCUAGAUCCUAGGCUUGGGUCUGAACUACUAUUCGAGGAUCCUAAUCUCACUGCACUUGUUUCCGAAAACUUGGAGGAGAUGGUCAAGUGGAGAAAGGUAACUUGUAGUUCAUCAUAACUUUACACUGGACGAGAUGUGUUUGAUGAUGAUCAGUUGGUGAUGAUGUGUUCUUGAGGUCUUCUAUUGCUUCCUGUAAAAAUAACAAAACAAAAGAAAGGAAGCUACUAUCUUUCCCAUGACUGAAAUUUAAUUUCUGUUUACUAUAGUUUCAAACCUCUUUUAGUUUUCUUAUAUAGUCUUAUUUAUUUGA
Messenger RNA from Impatiens glandulifera, 3020 nucleotides. Its product is annotated as lysine-specific demethylase JMJ25. Gene Ontology annotation, biological process: regulation of transcription by RNA polymerase II. Gene Ontology annotation, molecular function: histone H3K9 demethylase activity; chromatin DNA binding; transcription coregulator activity. NCBI's taxonomy places the organism in Eukaryota, Viridiplantae, Streptophyta, Magnoliopsida, Ericales, Balsaminaceae. Bases 278 to 2827 code for a protein of 849 amino acids. The record is from RefSeq and is a predicted model, not a curated record. The transcript is spliced from 14 exons. Gene Ontology annotation, cellular component: histone deacetylase complex; chromatin.